UCGCAGGCUUUGUAAUCAAUCACAGCCGAGCGCUGAUGCAACACAUUGUCACCGCUCGGGUCGGCAGCAUUGCACGCUGGGGAGCUGUUACCUGGUUCAAGACACCGUGUCUACUGCCCCAGUAAGAAGUUAGCAUCAUGACUGACAACCUGAGCCCAGAGGAGAAGUAUCACCUCAUCACCAGGAAUCUGCAGGAGGUGCUGGGGGAGGAGAAGCUCAAAGAGAUCCUGAAAGAGAGGGAGCUGAAGAUCUACUGGGGAACAGCCACCACCGGCAAGCCGCACGUUGCCUACUUUGUGCCCAUGUCCAAGAUCGCUGACUUCUUAAAGGCCGGGUGUGAAGUGACGAUCCUGUUUGCUGACCUGCAUGCCUACCUGGACAACAUGAAGGCUCCCUGGGACCUGCUGGAGCUGCGGACAAAGUACUAUGAGCAGGUGAUCAAAGCCAUGCUGGAGAGCAUAGAGGUGCCGCUGGAGAAGCUCAAGUUUGUGAAGGGAACCGACUUCCAGCUCAGCCGGGAGUACACUUUGGAUGUCUACAAGCUGUCCUCCACGGUGACACAGCAUGAUGCCAAGAAAGCCGGGGCGGAGGUGGUGAAGCAAGUGGACCAUCCCCUCCUGAGCGGUCUGCUGUACCCAGGACUGCAGGCUCUUGAUGAGGAGUAUUUGAAAGUCGAUGCCCAGUUUGGGGGAGUGGAUCAGAGGAAAAUCUUCACCUUCGCUGAAAAGUACCUGCCGUCUCUGGGCUACACCAAGCGCAUCCACAUGAUGAACCCCAUGGUCCCGGGACUCACAGGGGGGAAGAUGAGCUCCUCUGAGGAGGAGUCUAAGAUUGACCUGCUGGACAGGAAGGAAGAUGUGAAGAAGAAGCUGAAGAAGGCUUUCUGUGAGCCGGGGAACAUCGAGAAUAACGGGGUCCUGUCCUUCGUCAAGCACGUCAUCUUUCCUCUCCACUCUGAGUUUGUCAUCAAGAAAGAUGAAAAGUGGGGUGGAGACAAAACCUACACCGCUUUUGGAGAUCUGGAGAAGGAUUUUGCAGAGGAGCUCGUGCACCCAGGGGACCUGAAGAACUCGGUUGAAGCCGCCCUGAACAAACUGAUGGAUCCGAUCAGGAAGAAGUUUGAAAGCCCAGAGCUGAGGAAACUGACAAACACAGCCUACCCAGCCCAGUCCAAACCGAAGGGGCCGGCUAAAGGAAAUCCCCAAAAUGCAGAAGAGGAUGAGGUGGUACCGUCGCGGCUGGACAUCAGAGUUGGGAAAGUUAUCAGCGUUGAGAAGCACCCGGAAGCAGACAGUCUAUACUUGGAGAAGAUUGACGUGGGCGAGGCAGAGCCCAGGACGGUGGUCAGCGGGCUGGUUGCGUUUGUCCCUGCGUCCGAGCUGCAGGACAGGCUGGUGGUCCUGCUCUGUAACCUCAAACCCCAGAAGAUGAGAGGCAUCGAGUCCCAGGCCAUGCUGCUGUGUGCCUCCACUGAAGGAGAGGGUCGCAGAGUGGAGCCCCUGGACCCCCCCACAGGGUCAGCUCCGGGGGAGCGUGUCUUCGUGGAAGGGUACGAGGCUGGCAAGCCAGACGACGAGCUGAAGCCAAAGAAGAAAGUGUUCGAGAAGCUCCAGGCCGACUUUAAAAUCUCAGGGGAAUGCGUUGCGCAGUGGAGUGAGAAGAACUUCAUGACCAAACUGGGACUGAUCACAUGUAAAUCGCUGAGAGGAGGGAACAUCAGCUAAGAGACCACCCCUCCUAAUCCGUGCUUCAGUCAACAGCCGCUCCAAAUCCGAAGUAUCCUCUGCCUGCCCCUACUCUUCAACAUUCUAACUAAGAAUCCUUGCAUGCCAGUGAUCCACACGCAGGUAUUAUUUUAGUACCAAUCUCCAGCAGGGGGAGACAAAGCACCAUUAUCUGAUCCCACAUGGGUGAAUAAAGACUGUAGGAUAAACAAAACCGGGCUUCUGUGUCUUGACCCUUGAUUUGCUCAGGGGAGUUUUGCCCGUGUUUGGCUCAGAUUCGGAUGCACAGGUCUUGGCUGAGAUUUCCAGAACCUCAGAGCUGUUAUAAAAUUAAAGUGGGUGCAAGCGCUAUGGUUUAUAUAUAUUUCUUAAUAAGGAGGAUAAUCAACAUUGAUUGAAAUUGUAACAGAACUGUCUUUUAAAGGGUAAGUCACCUUCAUUUUACCAGCCUGCUAACUGUAAAUCAGUAGAUAUCACAUGCAAUUUAAUAUUCAAUAAAGUUUUCCUGCUCUUCCCAAACAGUGUACGUUAACCAGUAAGGCUUGGCUAGCCUCUUUCUUGCUGGGCUGUUGGUAUUUAUUACAUCUGCCAUUAUAACCCUCACUAUGGCCUAGACCACAUCAAGAAUAUUCAGGGAUGAAAAGAAGACUCCCAUUGCAUAGCAGUUUGAACCAUUCUGGGUUUUACUCUGAAGUUCAAUAAGACCUGCUUGAGCUUAUUACCUUACACCGUGGCUAACCAAGUUUGUAUUAAAACUUGCAAUGGGUGAAUCUGCUAUGCAAUAGGAGCCUUAUUUCCAUCCCUGAAUAUUUCAUAUUUAUACUUACCUUUAGAUUGGUUAUCUAUGACAUCUGCAAGGUCAUUUAUAAGACCUGAAAAAAAUGAGAUUAGAUAGAUAGAUAAAAAUAGAUACGGCUCAAGUCGAUGCUUUCAAGAGGUCUAAGGCGCUUUUAUUUAAACUUUUUAAACAAAGACAUAGGAACUGUACAUUAAUUUGGCUUUUCAAGGCAGAAGGUGUUACAGUUUUAAGCAAGUUGGAAAACUGAACCGUCCCCAUUUACAAAAAACAAAAA
Messenger RNA from Polyodon spathula (Mississippi paddlefish), 2797 nucleotides. It is a transcript of the gene yars1, whose product is annotated as tyrosyl-tRNA synthetase 1. The coding region runs from base 138 to 1724 and encodes 528 amino acids. Gene Ontology annotation, molecular function: tyrosine-tRNA ligase activity; ATP binding; tRNA binding. Gene Ontology annotation, biological process: tyrosyl-tRNA aminoacylation. The transcript is spliced from 14 exons. The record is from RefSeq and is a predicted model, not a curated record. Lineage: Eukaryota; Metazoa; Chordata; Actinopteri; Acipenseriformes; Polyodontidae.